Molecule: messenger RNA, 3684 nt
Organism: Engraulis encrasicolus (European anchovy)
Lineage: Eukaryota; Metazoa; Chordata; Actinopteri; Clupeiformes; Engraulidae
Product: piggyBac transposable element-derived protein 4-like
Exons: 2
Coding region: 906-3059 (717 amino acids)
Source: RefSeq, a predicted model, not a curated record
GGACGCAUGUUGUUAUAUUCUAUUAUGACCAAUUUCCAGCCAAACUGACCAACUACCCGUUAUUAGUAUAGUUUCAACUCGGUGCCCAUCAAAUUUGGGCAACUUUGAUGCAGUUGUUAGCAAGAACAGGCUUUAGUUGUUAGCAAGAACCUAGCUUAGCAUUUCCCAGUCAUUUGAAUAGGAAGUUGCUAAGUGUUAAAAACGAUCUCUGUUGACACAUUUAAAUGUAUUUUACCACACACAAACGGUACAAAUAAAGUCACCAACCUUCAAACUGUGCCAAUAAGCCAUCCAGUAUGCUUCCAUAGUCCAAAACGAUGUUUAUUUGCUUGAUCGAUGUGACGCUAAGAAUGGUGCCUUGUGUACAUCCACUUUGCUGCAUCAUCUUCUCUGACAUGUUUUCACCACAUUUCUUCAAGUUGUCAUCUAUUGUUACACAUGAAUCAAAAGCUGACGAUGUCCCCUGUAAUAUUCCAGAGCUAUUUUUUGGCGUGGAGCAACGUGUACGGAGAGGCAGACGUCUGUUUCACCUAAGCACAGCAUUCUUGUACGCGUCUCGUAGUGAACCUUUAUUUUGGUAGUUGACAAGAUAGGCUGAGAGGUCACAAACGCUCACCCAAACUUGAGUGACAUCUAAUCCAGCCAAUAGUAUGCUUUCUUCUGACAAUGUAGGUUGGUCAUUCAUCCCGAUUGGUGAAUCCCUCACGUUUCUCACGGCAUGCGUAUCUGCCGCAUGGUUUUGGUUGUCACAACAACAUUGGAGUUGCCGCCUACUCUGCUUGCUUUACGCAUCGUAGAGCAGCAUUUCUCGUCAGCAAUUUCGGGUUUGUACUCCCUAAAAGUGUGUGUUGCCUGUGAGUGUGAGUCGUCUGUGCUUUCUGUGAGUCGAGUGUUGUGAAGACAUCAUGGAUGGACGCGGUAGGAAGCGGUAUACUUUGGCCGAAAUCCACGCUCAACUUUUUGAUGACGGCGGGAAUGAGACAGAGGAUGAUGCGGUGUCCGAAGCUGACAGCACCGACUCAGCGCUUCAGGCGUUUGAGGACGGCAUAGAUGUCGUCCUCGAUUUUGAGGAGACAUCUGACUCGGAUGAUGGGAACACAUCUGAUGACCCUUUGGAAGGGACUUCAACUGCCCCACACCCAGCUGCCUCUCCAACUCCUCCAGCUGCCUCUCCAACUCCUCCAGCUGCCUCUCCAACUCCUCCAGCUGCCAGCAGUGUGCGCAUGAGUGGCAGGCGCCGUGAUCUCCACCCUGCUCCAACUCCAUGCCCUCCUCCAGUUAGUCGUGGUGCUAGGCGUGGUAAGCGCCCCUCAAAAGCCUCUGCUCCAACUCCAUGCCCUCCUCCACCAAGCCGUGGUGCUACGAGUGGUAAACGCACCUCACAAGCCCCUGCCUCAACGCCAAGCCGUCCUGCGAAGCGUGCAUCCCUGGGUCCACCGCCGCAGGACUCCGACUUCUGGCGUGAUGCAACGAGUGAAGACGUGGAGCCUCCACCGUUGCCAUUUCGACCCAGGCGCCCUCCAGGACCACAGCUGGACCCUCAGGUAGACUACCGGCCGCUUGACCUGUUCUUAUUGUUUUUCAGCAAGGACGUGGUUAGGACCCUGUGCAGGCAUACCAAUCUCCAUGCUGCAAAAAGGGCUGCACAAGGACGAAAGAGGAAGUGGGUCGACAUAGAGCCGGAGGAGAUGUACCGCUUCAUCGGAUUGGUCAUCUACAAGGGAUUGAUGAAGUUGCCAGAGAUGCGGGACGGAUGGAGGAAGGACCGCCUUCACAGUUUUCCCUUCCCUGCAUCCGUCAUGCCAGGGUACAGAUACGAGGUAAUCUUCUCAACCCUUCACAUGAGUGACCCGGCUGUUGAUGCAGCAAAUGAUCAGCUGAAGGGCCAGCCUGGGCACGAUGGCCUCUGCCGCCUCAGGCCGCUGCAUGAUGACCUCCUGACGGCGUGCAGGGCUUACUUCCACCCGCUCCAGAACCUCUCAGUGGAUGAGAGGAUGGUAGGCACCAAGUCCCGGAUCGGGAUGAAGAUGUACAGCAAGGACAAGCCAACGAAGUGGGGGUUCAAGCUGUUUGUCUUGGCUGACAGCUCGAAUGGCUAUACGUGCCACUUCUCGAUUUAUGAGGGGAAGGCAAGGGCACCAUCUGGGCAGGGCCUCAGUUAUGAUGCUGUUGUAGAGUUGGUCCAUGUCCCGUCCCUGGGCACAGGGUACAACGUGUAUGUGGACAACUUUUACACCAGCUCAAAGCUGUUCCUCCACCUCCAUGGCAUGAACUAUGGCGCCUGUGGGACCAUCCGGGAGAACAGGAUCGGGUUUCCACGCACACAGUGGAAUGGCAUGCCGAAGAAUGCAGCCCGUGGAGAGCUGCGUUGGAUUCGGGAUGGUCCACUGCUGUUCGUGAAGUGGAGGGACAGCCGGGACGUCACGAUGUGUUCCACCAUCCACAAGGCCUACGGGGGGCAGACCGUGAAGCGCCGAGUCAAGGACCGGAACACAGCCGCGUGGAGCAUUCGGGAAGUCCCUGUGCCGGAGCCGGUGAAGGCGUACAACAAGUUCAUGGGAGGAGUGGACUUGAGUGACGCCCUCAUCAAGUACUACACCGUGACCCACAAGACACGGAGGUGGUACAUGAAGCUGUUCCUCCACUUUGUGGAUAUUGCGGUUGUGAACAGCUUCAUCCUGCACAAGGAGACCGCACUGGCCCAGGGGGAGACGCCGCUGACCCAGAAAUCCUUCAGGGAAUUUCUGUGCCUGGAGCUGGCUGACUUCGGCAAGCCACAGCCCGACCCACCAGCAGAGACUUCCAGUGCAGAUGUGUCUGCUGAAGCCACUGGUGAGACACCGCAAGCCCAGGCAAUGUCUUCCUGCCAAUGUCUCCCUGUUCCGGUUGUGGAUCAGCUGUCCUCUGAUCCACACCUCAAGGCGACACAAGGGAGGAGAAAGUGUGUGCUCUGUGGCAUGAAGACAAUGUUCAAGUGCAAGGCUUGCCAGGUUGCACUGUGCAUUAUUGUGGACAGACUCUGCUUCACCACAUGGCACGAGCAGAAGAGCACACACUAAAUGUAUAUAGUUGUAAAUAGUUCCCCCUGUUCUGGAGUUCCUGUUUUCUGGGAUGUGUGUUCAUCGUUCAUCGUUCAUUGUUUUUGCCUCCUAAAACCCAACCCCUCGUCCACGUCGUAGGAGGUGGUAACAGCACAUUGCUUAUUUCAAUUUUGCAAUCGUUCUGGCUAACGGGGCUCUGGUAUGGACUGUUUUAUAAUAUGUUUAUACUCCUCCUCAAAGACUGAAGCAGGUUUAUGAGGGAUGAUAGGUCCUACUAUUGGUUUAUUUGAAAUAAUGGUACAAAAACACAAUUGUAAUAUUGUUGUGCUUUGAUGCCUAUUAGUACUGUGGACAUUGUUAUGUACCAUCUAUGUCAUUUUAAUAAUCUGAAAGUGAAAGUGAAAGCCCAUCAAGUGUUGGAUUUUACAUGCUGAAAACAUGUGCAAUGAGGAACUGUGGUGUUUUACUGUAAUCUGAAAUCUAAAAAAAGGUGAUUUUCACAUUUUUGUUGUAUAUAAUGAUCUGAAAUGUAGAUUUAAUGAAGUUAAUAAAAAGCUGGAGUUGGUUGGAUGUCUUGCCCCAUGUGUCUGCUUCAAUUUAAACUCUCAAUUGUCAAUGUGGAGCAUGUAAAACAAAAGCUAUU